CACCUCUUCGUCAUUACCGGCCCGCCCUCUCGAAAAUUCCACGUAGCGUAACGGUUCGACGCAUCCACCUUCUCCAGAAAGAUCAAAGAUCCAUCUUACGGAGUUCUCUUCUCCUCUUCCCCGCGGAAGGAGCAGCAAAUAAUCCGGUUGAAAUUGAGCAGCAAUGGCCGCCGCUCAAGCACGAUGGCGAUUCCUUGCGCUGCCCCUGGCGCUGUUCCUCGCGAUCGGCUCGUCGAACGCGGCGCCCAAGCCCCCCGUCCCCAAAGCCAUCUCCGAUCUUAGGGAGGCGAUUGUGAAGGGGCUGGGGAUCCAGUCGGAGGAGCUCAGGGUGUCUGGGUUCGACGUGCGGGACGCGCUGGUGGGGCAGGCGGUGGCGUACGAGUUCGACAUGGAGGUCGGGAGGAAGGCCAUGCCGGUGCGUCUGCUGGAGGACGUCAACCGAUGGGACUUCGUCGACCUGCCCAUCUUCCGAUCCCAGGCCGACGCAGACGACACGGCGCUCGCCGAGAUCGGACGGGGCGCUAGGGGAAGUUUCGAGCCCACACUGCCGCCCUUCCAGCUCGCCGGGCCUAUGGAGCUGUGGAUCCAGGAUGGCGACGACGUCAGACUCGCUUUGCCGCAUGAUGUGGACGCUGGAACCUUGAAGAAAGUUGUUCUCGCUGAUGGUGCAGUGGUAACUGUGAAAGGUGCUAGGGCAGUGAGCCUCCGUUUGCCCCUUGAACUACCACUUCCUCUCAAUCGUACCACUUACAAGGGCCGGCUUUCUAGCUUGCUUUCCAUUGCUCGAGCCCUACGUGGUGCAGCUCGGUCCAAUCAGAAGCCCUUGCUCUCCCUCCGGAUUGAGGGCCCAACCUCCUUAUCUUCAACUCCUUCCAUGUCUCCCAAUAACAAGCUUAAGCUCAAAAGGUUGGCCCCAGGUCAAGUGGAGCUCUCUUCCCGUGCAAUCCCUGCUGUCACCGAGGACGAGGAUGAAUCACAUAGUACAGGAUUGUGGCCUCUGUUGUCACUGAAUGGAUCAGAUAGCAGUCUACAGGGGCUUGAGGAGCUAUUGGCGUCGGUUCUCGGUAAGAAGGCAGGCGAGAAAGGCACGUUUAAAUUGUUGAACGCACGGGCCUCAGCACAAACGUAUGUUAAAAUGGGGUUCACAGUGGAGAAGAGUAUUGCUGAUGGAGAGGUCAACUGGUCUGAUUUCCCUGAGUGGAAAACAAAGCCCAAGAAGCUGAGGGCGCACUAUGAAGUUCUUGCUCGUGUUGAGCGCGGCCAAGCGAUUCCUGAAAGGAUUGCCCAGGUGCAGCCUUUCCAGGUCGACGAGGCCAUGUCCGAGAGCAUGCUAAAUGGAAACGUCUCGAGAUCAAAGGUGGAGGUGGUUAAUCCGCCACCGGUUUACUUCACUCUCUAAGACUUGGAAAGGGGCUGGAAGCUCUUUUUCCGAGCUCUGAUUGGGAUGGUUGAUUAUUUGGCUGGAGAUGGUAAAAAUGACUACAAGCAGCAUAUACUUCUUUCUUGUAUACUGCUACUGACUGCGUUAACAUGGAAUCUGUUGUGUGCUAUACUGGCUGGCUUUGUAGUUUAUCCAUGUGAAUAAUGAGCACUUACAUAUGAAAAUGCAGCAAUAAGCAAGUGUAUAUAUAUAGUACUCGUUACUUUUUUUUUUCAAAGCUGGAGUGCUUAGAACUCCAGUAGCUUUUGCAAAACAUACCGAAUUCUGAA
Messenger RNA from Brachypodium distachyon (stiff brome), 1710 nucleotides. RefSeq lists its product as uncharacterized. The coding region runs from base 164 to 1399 and encodes 411 amino acids. NCBI's taxonomy places the organism in Eukaryota, Viridiplantae, Streptophyta, Magnoliopsida, Poales, Poaceae. The transcript is spliced from 3 exons. The record is from RefSeq and is a predicted model, not a curated record.